AUAAAAGCAAAAUUAGAAUUAGUUGAGUUACGCACUGAGUUACUGCCAAAACUGAUUUCAGCUGGGAGCUAGCCAUCUAAGUGUGAACUGCUUUAGAAGUCACAUUCAGAUCAGACAAAGUUUGUUAGGUCGCAACAAACUCUGUACAAAUUGCCGAAAAAUGUCUACAUUUUGGGGUACUCAUAUACUAUUUUCACUGCUGAUCUGGAGCGCUCUGUCGGAUAAGUCCUCAUCCGAACGAUCUGGCGAAGUGACCACCAUUGCAAAUUGGAGUAUAAAGGCCAGAUCCGUGGACCAGUGCACUCCUGGCAAGGUACAUGUGCUGACAGCAGACAACUUCCUUGAAACCACUGAGGAUGGGACGUUCUUCGUAAAGUUCUAUGAGCCAAACUGUAUGGGCUGCCACGACUUCGAACCUAUCUGGACUGACGUGGCGCAAUCUUUUAAGUCCAGGGCAAACAUUUGUUUUGCUGAGCUCAACUGCAAGUUGGCAAGAACAAUUUGCAAGGAUUAUGAGCUUCGGUUCGAACCCAACCUAAUAUGGCUUGAAAAUGGAGAGGAAAUUCAGCAGUACGACGGGGACUUGACUUCCCCAGGCAUUAAAAUAUUCAUUUGGGAAAUGAUUAGGCUGAAUGAAACCAGAAAAUCCGCUGCCGAAAGGCCAUAUUUUCACACCAAGCCAAUUAUCCUUUUGGGUUGGUUCCUCCUUGCCGGGGGUGUGACUUCGUAUCUUAAAUAAAUAUCUCGCUAAA
Messenger RNA from Drosophila erecta, 752 nucleotides. RefSeq names its product thioredoxin domain-containing protein 5 homolog. Gene Ontology annotation, cellular component: endoplasmic reticulum. Lineage: Eukaryota; Metazoa; Arthropoda; Insecta; Diptera; Drosophilidae. Gene Ontology annotation, biological process: protein folding. The transcript has a single exon. The coding region runs from base 161 to 739 and encodes 192 amino acids. The record is from RefSeq and is a predicted model, not a curated record. Gene Ontology annotation, molecular function: protein disulfide isomerase activity.